Danio rerio (zebrafish) is the source of this 1885-nucleotide messenger RNA. Lineage: Eukaryota; Metazoa; Chordata; Actinopteri; Cypriniformes; Danionidae. The record is from RefSeq and is a predicted model, not a curated record.
ACUAAUAUUUCUUAAAUCUGGGAAAACCGAUGACGUUUACAUAAUUUUAAGGCAUGUCAUCAGUUGGCGCCUAAAUCUAAUGGAAGGAGAUCAGCUGUCAAAAUGUGUAUCGCUACUGUACACGUGGGGAGCCAACAGUUAUGGUCAGCUCGGGCAGGGAAACGCAGAAGAUCAAGCCGAGCCGAGGCGUGUAGAAAGCGGACUGCAGGAGGAGCAGAUCCGCGCUGUCACCGGAGGAGGCGGACAUUCGGCUCUCAUUUCUGAUUCAGGCGAGCUGCUGGUGUGUGGACAGAACCACAAGGGUCAGCUAGGGCUCUGUCACACCUUAGAGAUUAUGACCUUUCAGACCUGCCCUUUACCUGGGUUUGGAAGAGUUCAGCAGGUGUCCUGUGGGUGGGACUUCACCAUUAUCCUGACAGGUGAUGGUCUGGUCUUGGCUUGCGGCUCUAAUGCAUUUGGUCAGCUGGGCGGUUCGGCAGAGAAAACACACUCAGCAGAGCCUCUACUCUUGAAGAGCUUCCAUGAGCCAGUUACUAGUGUGGCUGCAGGACUCAGACAUGCUUUAGCAAGCACAGCAUCAGGUUGUGUUUAUCAGUGGGGAACGGGUCUGUCUAGUCACGCUAAGAGAAUGUUGAAUCCCCAGCCUGUUCCUUCACAUCUUUCCUCGAAGGAGCCCUGCCUCGUCCCAGGCUUUGCUCAUGUGACCACACAGAAGGUCAUUGCAGGCUCCGCCCACUGUGCUUGCUUGACAGUGAACGGUGAUGUGUUCCUCUGGGGCAGCAAUAAACAUGGUCAGCUGAUCAGCGGGAGCCUCUUCCUGCCUCUUCCUGUGGCUUUGGAUCGGUCAAUGCUGCAGGACGAAAGGGUGAGCGAUGUUCACAGCGGCUGGACGCACCUCGUCGCACAAACUGAGAGUGGGCGGGUCUUUACGUGGGGCAGAUCCAAUUACGGACAGCUAGGCCAGACUAAUCACAGCAUGGAAAAACAGUCAUGUGAUGAGCGCCUUGUGAGAUCCCCUGUUGAGGUUAAAGCUUUAUUUGGAGCCACACAGAUUUCAUGUGGAUCUGAACACAACCUGGCUGUUGUGGGGGGUCGGGUCUUCUCCUGGGGCUGGAAUGAACAUGGAAUGUGUGGCGACGGUUCCCUUCAGGACAUCACACAACCUCAGCCAAUCCCUGCUCUCGCCGAUGCUGUGGCUCUUCUGAUUGGCUGUGGAGCAGGGCAUUCAAUGGCACUGUGCAGUUUGAAGAGCAGUGAAGACUCAGCAAGAUGAGCAGGCCACUACCGUGCUUGUUUCAUCUACUGCUGUCCCUAAUUGGCUGUUUUGGUUGUCCUGGCUGAAACUAAUCCUGUUACUGCUGCUUUCUGAUUGGUUUCUGCUUCUCCAGUCCCAGCUAAUCCUCACAUGUCCUUUAAAAAAUGGCCUUCAGUCCUGCAGUUGGUCAGUCUUUGAUUUUCUGUUUAGACUGUCUUUGGUUGUUAGUAUUUUGGCUUGCUGUGUAUUUGUGCUUUGCUAGUAUUUUGAAAGCUUGAAAUCCCUGUUUGUUGAUAUUGUUUGGCUUUAUUUGAUUUACACUUUGUUAUUGUUGUUCAAGUUUGUUCUUACUGUACCUUACAUUGCCCACUUAUAUUUCCUCGUGAGUCUAGAAAGGCUGGUAGGUGAGUACGGUUUGUCAUGUGACAAACAUGUCAACACAUAGAUUAACCUUUUUCUAGAUUCUUAAUUGUUUAUGUUUAAAUUACUUAAAUAUGUAAAAAGUUAACUUAAUUCCUUAAUGUUGACAAAUUGAUUGUGUGGAACCCAGCAUUUUUUACAGUGUACUCUUAAGUUAACAUUUUUGUGAGCGAUUCACUCAAACGAUUAAAAACUGGGCUCACUCAUGAA